Messenger RNA from Myzus persicae (green peach aphid), 989 nucleotides. RefSeq lists its product as uncharacterized. The record is from RefSeq and is a predicted model, not a curated record. Bases 222 to 692 code for a protein of 156 amino acids. The transcript is spliced from 3 exons. Lineage: Eukaryota; Metazoa; Arthropoda; Insecta; Hemiptera; Aphididae.
UAUCAUUCGUGCGCGCUCGGCUCGCGACGCCGUCGAUCCAUCCGAGUGUCGGUAUUUUGACGAACAUCAAAGGAAUGUUACAUUACAAUUCGCUGCUAGUGUGUACGGUAAACUAGUUGCUCGCAGCGAAUCGCCCUGAUCGCUGAUCCUCAUAUCAGUACUUUUAUUUGACUCAAUUAAAUUUUACCAAUAAGUGUUUUAUUUAAAUCAAUUAAUUUGAAAUGAAUUGGACUAACGAAAAAGUGUUAGAUCUCAUUGAAUGCUACAAAAAUAAACCGGUACUAUGGUUCCCAAAGGACCCAAAGUAUUACAACAAAUUUGCGAAAUCCGAUGCGUGGGAUGAUUUGGCCAAAGAAAUGAAAAUUACACCAGAUGAAUGUAGGAAAAAAAUAACCAGCCUUAAUGCAUCAUUUCGACGAGAAAAAAUGAAGACGAAAAAUAGUCAGAGAACUGGCACAGGAACAGACGAAGUUUAUGAGAGCACAUGGUUCGCAUUCAAACAUUUUGCCUUUAUUAUGGAUAAGGACAAUCCACGACCUACAUUAGAUACUGUCGUCACAGAACAAGUUGAAAUUGAAAAUCAGAAUAAAGAACCCGAAGUCGAUGUGUUACAGUCCACUGAAAACUUAAAUGAUUCAGUGAUUUUCAAUACUCCAUCAUCUCAUCCAAAAAAAAAAGAAAAAAACAGAUGAUGAUGUUAUGCUUGACCAGGCAUUUUCAAUUUUAACUGCUGCGGCAAAACCGGUAGAAGAAACGGAAUGUAGUGCGUAUGGAAAAUACAUAGAAACUAAGCUACAAAGUUUUUCCCCACAAACAAGAAAUGCUGUUCAACAUGAGUUCGGUAACAUCAUUUUUAAAGCUUGCCAGGGGUUUUAUGAAUAUAACUAUCCUGCUAAUAAUAUGAAUCCUCUUCAUAUGUCACUUUCUAACUACAAUCCUAGCCCUAUACCUUCUACUUAUAUUCCUAGUCCUUUGUCUUCUACAUACAA